Molecule: messenger RNA, 1753 nt
Organism: Gossypium raimondii (Peruvian cotton)
Lineage: Eukaryota; Viridiplantae; Streptophyta; Magnoliopsida; Malvales; Malvaceae
Exons: 7
Coding region: 366-1562 (398 amino acids)
Cellular component (GO): membrane
Molecular function (GO): lipase activity
Source: RefSeq, a predicted model, not a curated record
UCACUGUUCCUUCUCCUAAUUUCAACUAUGAAGAAUCAAACUCUCCUACACCCAAAUGUCGAAGCACGCUAUACAUCUCACUCCAUCAUCGCCGUCCAUCCUUCUUCCAAGAUUGAAAAUCAUUUCCCCCACUCCAUCAAACAUUUCCACGUCACCUCAGCCGUUACUUGAUCUUUCUUUUCCCCCCUGGUUUCCUUGUCCGAAACCUGCCCGCGCUUUAUAAAUAUUCCAGCCAAAUUGCCCCUGGCCUGUAAAAUUUUACCUCUUUUUUUCCUUUGUUUCCUCUUCUUAUUUCCAUAUCCAUAUAUUUUUAGUUUUGGUUUUAUUUUUUCAUUUUUUUAAUUUGAUUUUUUGCCAUCUCUGUCAUGUCAACGGCUGGGGAGAUGGAGCCAUUGACAUCGGGAGCAAGCAAUCGGAUAAUCCCGAUCUUAAAAACUCUAAGAACUCCUCUGAUUUUCAUUCAAUCAGUAAUCUUGUACAUCCUCAUCCUACUCUUCCCUCGGCGCCGGCAAUUUCGGACGGAUGUUGCGGCGGUUGACGGUGCUGCUUCCGAGCCGCAAUCUCCGGCUAAAACGGCGAGGCGGAAAUCGUUAUGGAGGCUAGAAGAGGAGGACACCUUAAGAAGGAGAUCGUUGGCGGAGGGUUUGAACAUGGGGCUCGAAACCGAGGACGGAGAGAUUCAGUACCGCUGGAACACAUCUCUGUUCUUUGGCGUUCGAAGAAAUGCCUUGUUUAGCCGGUCUUGGCUUCCGGCUACCGGUGAACUAAAGGGAAUUUUGAUCAUUAUACAUGGGCUGAACGAGCACAGUGGAAGAUAUGCUCAAUUUGCAAAGCAACUAAUCUCUUGCAACUUUGGUGUAUAUGCAAUGGACUGGAUAGGUCAUGGUGGCAGUGAUGGAUUGCAUGGAUAUGUUCCUUCACUUGAUCAUGUUGUUGCAGACACUGGGGCUUUCUUGGAAAAGAUCAAAUCAGAGAACCCAGGUGUACCUUGCUUCCUUUUUGGUCACUCUACCGGUGGAGCUGUGGUUUUGAAGGCAGCUUCCCAUCCUCGUAUUGAAGGAAUGCUGGAGGGAGUUGUGCUGACCUCUCCAGCUUUGCGUGUUAAACCAGCACAUCCAAUUGUUGGGGCUAUUGCUCCUCUUUUUUCUCUGGUUGCUCCUAAGCUCCAGUUUAAAGGUGCGAACAAGAAGGGCAUCCCAGUUUCAAGGGACCCUGCCGCACUCUUGGCCAAGUACUCUGAUCCCUUGGUCUACACUGGUCCAAUAAGGGCCCGAACUGGGCAUGAGAUAUUGCGCAUUUCCUCUUAUUUGAUGCGGAACUUUAAGUCCGUGACAGUCCCAUUCUUUGUUCUGCAUGGGACUGCAGACAAAGUCACUGAUCCACUCGCCUCCCAGGAUUUCUACAACGAGGCAUCCUCCACCUUCAAAGACAUAAAGCUCUAUGAAGGCUUCUUGCAUGAUCUUCUCUUUGAACCCGAGCGUGAAGAGAUAGGGCAGGAUAUAAUCAACUGGAUGGAGAAGCGAUUAGGCACCAUAGCCGAAAAUAUUGAUCAUAUCUGGUGAAUGAUCUUGCAGGACGCCAUCUCAAGUGUUUUUUUUUUUUCCUUUCUCAAAACUAAUGUUAGAACAUCGCACUUGAAAGAACAAGUAGAUGUUUUAGUAAAAUUUAAAAGCUCACGUUUGUUGAUCUGGUUUUAUAGUGAAAUUUGUAACCGUGUAUAAUCAAUAUUAAUCUAGUGGUUUGUUUCAUUUUA